AUCUUUGUAAUCUACUUCCUCUGUUUUCUUUAAGAUUCUUUGAUUUUGGUUCACUAAAACCGAAGAAGACCGGUUUAUUAUCUAAACCGGAAAUGCCACCGUCGAUAUUUCCUCUCCGGUGGGAAAGUACCGGCGACCAGUGGUGGUACGCUUCACCAAUCGAUUGCGCCGCCGCAAAUGGUUUGUACGACGUCGUCAUCGAGCUGCUUCACCAAGACACAAACCUCCUCGUCAAACUCACCUCCCUCCGCCGUAUCCGCCGCCUCGAAACCGUCUGGGACGACGGAGACGGGAAUAACUGCCACGUGGCUCUAAACCGUUCCCGCGUAGCGAGGAGGCUAUUGGAAGAGUGCGAAAUUGGAAACGGAGACAAUUCCCUCAUCAGAGCUGGCUACGGUGGCUGGCUUCUCUACACCGCCGCUUCCGCCGGUGAUUUAGAAUUCGUGAAAAAGCUUCUAGAGAGAGAUCCACUUCUCGUGUUCGGAGAAGGAGAAUACGGCGUCACUGAUAUCCUCUACGCGGCGGCUCGUGGUCGAAACGACGACGUUUUCCGCCUUCUUCUCGAUUUCGCAUUGUUGCCGGCUGAUAUCGCCGGCGUCGAAGAAACCGACGGGAAAAAAUUAACAGAGAAGCAGUUAAUAGUAAAAGAGGAGAUGGUUAAAAGAGGGGUCCACAGUGCCGCGAGAGGCGGACACGUGGCAAUCCUCGAUGAACUCUUACUCUCUUGCAAAUACGACGCCGUUUCAAAACUCAGAGAUGCUUAUGGUUCUACUCUUUUACAUUCUGCUUCUAGCAGAGCUCAAAUCCAAGUGGUGAAGUAUCUUAUAUCGAAGUAUAAUUCGAUAAUGGAAGUUAAAGACAGCCAUGGAAACACAGCUUUGCAUAUAGCUGCUUACAAGGGUCAUUUAGACGUAGUGGAAGCUCUUAUAAACGAAUUUCCACCGUUGAUUUCUGUUGUUAAUGGAGAUGGUGACACGUUUCUUCACACGGUCGUGUCUGGUUUUGCUGCGUCUGGGUUUAAGCGGUUAGACCGGCAGAUGGAGCUUCUGAAGAUGUUAGUCUCAGGAGGAGGAAGAAACUUGUCCGUUGACUUUUCUCAGAUUGUCAACGUUAGAAAUUGUAACGGAAGAACUGUGAUUCAUUUAGCUGUGAUGGAUAAUCUUAACGCCGUUAGACCUGACGUCGUUGAGAUUCUGAUGAGAAUCCCUGGCGUUGAUCUUAACGUUGUUGAUUCUUAUGGAAUGACUGCCGUUGAUUUGCUUAAACGUCAAACGCCGAAAACAGUGGUUUCUGAAUUGUUGAUUAAACGGCUUGUAUCGGCCGGUGGGAGAUCAAACUGCGGUGAAAACGUUUCGCGGUUGAGAGAAGAGCGUUAUGGAUUCUGCGGUAGUCCAGGAACUUCGUUUGAGAUAUCUGAUUCUGAGAUUUUUCUCUUCACGGCGGCGAGAACAGAUCAAACCGCAGCAAACGCUGAAUUAAGUCCAGACAGAGAGAGUUUUGACGGAAUCAGUGAGUGUUCGACUGAAAUCUCGACGCAUUCUAAACGCAAACGCCGCGGUGGUGGCGGUACAGGAGCGCGUCUUAAGCUUCUUUUACGGUGGGCGAAGAGGCAAGAAUCGGAGGAGAAUCGCCGUUUCUCCGGAGAUAACAACAAUCGUCGUGUUCCUCUCAGAGAGAUGUAUUCGCCGUCGUCUUGUAACAAAGGAAAAGCGUUUCCGAUGAGAACAGAGAGUGGUGAUCUCCCGAGUUUAUCGGUGAGGCUGAAAUUCACACAAGGGUUAAUGAAAGGAGUCGUGGUUCAGGAAUCUCCGAGGUUCUUGUUUUCGCCUCCCGCGGUAUCCGAUUACUCUCGAGCUCCGUCGUCGGCUUGUUCUUCGCCGUUUCAGACGGUUUCUUCGGAAUUAGGGAGAAGAACUCCUGCGAUGAAGAAACAGGGAUCAUUUAUGAACAGAUACUUGUGUUUUGGUGGUAAAGGAUUAGCCAUUGAUGGUUCUUCUGAGAUGGUCAGUAAUGGCUCUGGUCAUCGUCUUCGUCCCCAGAGUUUCAAACGAGUGAUAUCUUUGGUUUCUUCUUGAAAUAUACAUAGUUUUCUUUU
Molecule: messenger RNA, 2095 nt
Organism: Arabidopsis arenosa
Lineage: Eukaryota; Viridiplantae; Streptophyta; Magnoliopsida; Brassicales; Brassicaceae
Source: the annotation of a GenBank genome assembly